Molecule: messenger RNA, 701 nt
Organism: Schistosoma guineensis
Lineage: Eukaryota; Metazoa; Platyhelminthes; Trematoda; Strigeidida; Schistosomatidae
Source: the annotation of a GenBank genome assembly
CAACAACGGAUACUGAGAAAAAAAUUAUUUUAGAAUAGAGAAAGUUGAAAAUUCUUUCUUUUAAAUAAACUUUGGUAACAUCGUGUAUUACUAUUUUGCUCAUUAGGAGAAAACGAAUACACUAUUUUAAAACCAUCUGCAUUCAGAGGAGGCUUACCCAUAUAAAAGCAACCGCAAAUACCACUGAUAUAAACUAAAAAAAGCAAACGACCCAAGAAACUACCAUUUAUUACACCACUUUCAACCGGGACAGCAUCCGACAAGGAGCAGUUAAUUUGACUAUUUGUUAUCGGUGGCAAAGAAAGCGUUAAACCAAAUUUUUUUAAAAUGCUUGGGAAUGCGUUAAAGAUUACUAUCUUACUGAUAGCUUGGACUAGUCACUAUUCAGCCCAAUUCGACUUAAAAAACUAUCCUAACAUACCAGGAUAUUAUGGUGAGGAUUUGUCCGAAGAACUUGUCAAAUCUAAACUAAAAGAUUCAGAACUAUAUGAUCGCUAUAGAAUAAGACGUCAUUUUAUGCCCCAACGAUUUGGAAAAAGAUACACAAGAUUUGUGCCACAACGUUUUGGUAAAAGACUAUACGAAAUGAUGAAUCGGUGAAUUUUCUAUGUUACGUUUAACGUGCGUUCAACUAACAGUUAUUGUAAACUGAUAACAGACAAUUGCAUGUGAUUCGGUUGAAAUAUAUUUAUAUCUAUGUA